Pantherophis guttatus is the source of this 4088-nucleotide messenger RNA. Its product is annotated as KIAA0825 ortholog. The record is from RefSeq and is a predicted model, not a curated record. Lineage: Eukaryota; Metazoa; Chordata; Lepidosauria; Squamata; Colubridae.
UGGCUCCUCCCCCCGGAUGUUUGAGCCGUUCCGGGCCGUCGCUACUAACGCUUGCUUGGUCUCCGGGGUUACCAGGCUCGGAACGCAGGGGCGGCUGGCCUACCUGAAAUGGAGUGGAGAGGUGAUUUUUCUCUUGAGUUUUUGAACUUGGAUUGUUUGCUAAACUCAUUUCCUGGAAAUCUGGAGGUUCAACAGGUACUUGGUGACAUUGAUGAGAAAAUAAAGAAAAAUACUUCAUGUGUGGAACAAUGCCUUAAGGAACUACAACUGGAAUUAAAUGAAACUUGUUCUGAUGAGUUGUUGCAGGACACAACAAGUUUUCUUCAUUGGCUAAAUAACCAUGAUUUCAGUUCAACCAAAUUCUCUUCAACCCAUCAAGGAGAAUUAAUCAAGUUUCUCCAAACACUGCAAAGGUUAUUGAAGAAUGAACAAAAUCAAGAAGAAACAAUUCUUCAAUUUCUCCUUGAACUCUCCAAGCAGUGUGGUGUCUUAUUUCCCUGUACCCCAAGUGGAGCAUCUUUUGAUUUCGUAUCCAGUAGUUCCAUUCAUGGUAUUGAAGACGAUACAGCAGUGGAUGUUCACUGCAUUUGGGAUGAUAUAAGAUUACAUCUUCGACGCUACUUAGUACAUCAAUUGCAAAGUAAUCAAGAAACAAAAACUGGUACUUUACAAUAUCAACUGCAAUUUAAAAUUCAGUGUCUGCAGCAUCUCUUAUUUCUUUAUCCUGAAUCUGAAGUUCUAGUCAAGUAUCAAAAAAUGCAGAAUAAAUUGGUUAGUGAUCUUUUGCAGAAAUGUGCUCAGGGUAAGAGUGAUGAAAUGAAUUUUGAAAAGAUUGUUCAUAAUUACAAAAGUUCUAUUCCUGCCUUCUGUGCAAUGAUAAAAGAAGAUUUACAUAUACUAAGUGGAAUUACUGAUCCUUCUUCUGUACUGAAAUUUAUUAAUGAAACUUACUUGGAUACCUUCACUGAAGAAAUCACCUUUGUUCUUCACAUGCUUUGUGAGCUUCAACUUAAAGAAAAGGCACUACAUGCUAUAAAGACAAGCAAGAACUCAAAGAAAAACAGAGGCAUGGUUCAAGUUGGGGUUGCAGAGGAACAUUCCAGAAAAGGAAUGAACCAGUGUUUAACAUUACAUCAACUCAAAUGCCUUUCCCAGCUUAUAAAAUCAUUUUUGUUGAUGGAAGAAAAUAUUGAAGAGCUAUCUUCAGGAUUACUGUUAGUAUGUAUGUCUGAGAACAAAAGUAUUCAAGGAGUUCUGAAAAAUGAAAAUGAAUCCAGCGAAUUUCCUGAGCAUAUUCUUAAGGUUAAAAAGUCUACCAUGCUGGAGUUUGGAUGGAGAAAUGUUUUUAAAGACCUGUCCCCUUCAGUAGCAUACAGUUUAAUAAUUGCAGUUGAAGAUUUUUCCAGUAAAAUUCUUGAACGUGAACAAAAUGAACAGUCUUCAGCUACUUAUUAUAUGAUGUGUCUUGUAAAUGUACAAAACAUGAAUGAAUCCUGGAGAGUUGUCCAUGAGAAAGAGCAACCAAAACAGAUUUCAAAGUUUUGUUCGGACAUCAUGGAAGUACUUGACAUGUUGCUCCCAUUGGCUCUGGCAUGCACAGUUGAAUUUUUCCAGGAAAUUAGAGCAAACUUUAUAGAGGCUUGCAACAAAGUGGCAACAGCUCUCCUGACCAGACUGGAAGAGAGAAGUAAAGAUGUUCCCACAAGAGCUCCACUUCAGAAUUUAUAUAUCAUUCUUUCCACAGCAGUACAUAUAUAUCAGCAUUUUAAAAUGUAUCAAAAUGAAAUGAAAGUGGACUCUGGAAAGCCCUUAUUUCUAGCACUACUCCAGCAGUAUAAGGAACUGAUCAGCAUUCUUCAGUUUCAAGUUACAAACUAUUGCAUACAAGUGUGUGUUACAAGCAUUUUACAGGAUGCUGAGAGUCAUUACUGGGAUGACAACAAAGCUUUUUAUGAGGGAGAAAGAUGCUCAUUUUCUAUCCAUAUGUGGCAUUAUUUCUGCUAUGCUCUUCAACAUGACCUAUGGACUGUUCUAUCUCCUGAAUUAGCUCAGGAAAUUCUAACAGAAGUGCUGGAAGAAUCAUUAGCACUUUUGGCUUGCAGAUAUUUUCAGGCCCAGCCCAGUUACAAAAGGACGCCACAAAUAAGAACAGAUGUCACAGCAAUCCUGAUGACCUGUGAAAACAUGCUGUGGUCAGUUUGUGGUUCCACGCAAGAACUUUUAGAUCCACAUAAAGACAGAAAUCCUCGUAUUUAUAAUAUCCACAGAUACUGCAAUAAUUUACUAGCAGCUGCUCUUGUUUUAACUUCACCACUAGAGAAUUUGUACAAAACAGUUCAAAGCAUUUUUGAUGACUUGUCUUCAGAUAUUUUGGAGCAAGCUGUUUACCAACCAUUGCACUGGCUAUCUGUCAUAUCAGAGUUUUCCUCUUCAUUGUUAAAAACUCCAUCAGCUGGAGAAAUGACAACUCAGGGUCAUCUGAAGCUACUAUUAUCCCAGCCAUAUUGUAACUGGAACUUGCUUCUACGAACACUGCUACAUCAUGAUUGCCUCUUAGUGAAAAUUUUGUUGAGAAGUUUUAAAUCUGAAUUGUCUAAAAGUAAUGAACAAAGUACUUGCUUAGACAUGAAAGAGAACAAUGAAAUCAAUCUAGCUGAAGCAAUAUUUACAGUAUUGUCUUAUUGCACUUUAUCUCCCAAAUCUCUUGCUGAUGCCCUUCAGAACUACAUGGAAAAAGAACACAUUUGGGAUUUUUUACAUAAUAUAUCAGUUUCUAGUUGCAGUGAGUCAGAGCCAGAAGUUGUCAAAUGCUUGAAAUCGACUUUGAUUAAUUCAGUUAACGGAACAGUAAAGGAGGUAAUUUCCUUGAUGCAUUCAUGGGAAGCAUCAGAGAAAUAUGGCACCUAUCUGCCUAAUAAAACUGUUCCUGAAAGGUUGUUGAGUACAGUUCCAAAGGAAUGGAACUAUAUUUAUAAAGAUGUAAAAACAGAAGAAUCUGGGAAAUGUUUCACAAGGCUUGCUGCUCAAGUUCUAUCUAUUGUAAUCAGCAAGUUACCUUCUGUAAUAGCAUGUUUGCCAUCCCCAAUUAAAUAUUUCUUUUUAAUAUCUGAUAAAAAAAUACCAGAAAAGUUUAUUGAAUCAGAGAAAUACGGUUUUCUUGUCAAGACGUUGAUUAUAAUUAUAUGUCAGAUAUUUGAGGAUGGAAACAUCACAGAACUUUUAACGGGUGCAAUUCUUGACAGAUGGAGCAAAGAAAAGCUCAGUUUAGUUUGCAUAUGUUUGGAAACUAUUAUAGGAAAAAAGAAAAAGAAUCCUAAACAAGUAAUUCAUAAGAUAAUUCAGAGCAUUGAACAGGAGAAGCCAAACUGGAUUGAAAAGCAACUACUAAAAGCAAAAAAACUGAGCACAGAAUGUACAAUUACUACUGCAAAAGAUAGUAGGAACUCAGAAGAGGAAACUAUUGAGCUUGAAUUGACUGAGCAGAAAAUAAACAUGAUGGCCUUGGAUAUCUGCCACAAACCAGGUGGCAGUGAAUACCUGAGGCAAAUUUAUCACAUCAUCCAGCUCAAUGAGGAUUAUUUGAACGAACAGCUAUCUUAUGAUGGAACUUCUGAAGAAGAUCCAGCAAACAUCAGACAUUUAUGUCUAAUGUUAAGAAGCAAAGAACAGCCUGUUUUUGACCCUUUCCAAGUGCACCACUGGUAUUGCACUAAUGUGUUAAAAAAGUGUGCCGUUAAUGAGUGGAAGUGGGAUUGGUCAGAUAUGUUGCCAAGUUACUUGGGACAAAAUAGAAUCACCUUUGGGACACUGCUAGCACACAGGAAAAUCAAGGCUGUUUGCUGGGCUCAUCACCAAUGCAGAAAGCAGAUGGGAGAUGAAAGAGAAAGAAACUCUGAAAGAAGAAGACAGAGCAAUGCUAGAAGAAUUACAAAAAAAUUAUCUCACACCACUUUCUCUUACUUCAGAAGAUAAGGAAUAACAGAGAACUUGAUAAGAAUAUCUUAUAGUUAUUCAUUCUUUUUGUCAAAGAAAUAGAUUUUUCUGAAAGAUGGCAUUGCAAAAAAAAUACAACAACCCCAACUAUAUAA